Diutina rugosa is the source of this 780-nucleotide messenger RNA. RefSeq names its product GTP cyclohydrolase I. Gene Ontology annotation, cellular component: cytoplasm. The record is from RefSeq and is a predicted model, not a curated record. Gene Ontology annotation, biological process: tetrahydrofolate biosynthetic process; tetrahydrobiopterin biosynthetic process. The transcript has a single exon. NCBI's taxonomy places the organism in Eukaryota, Fungi, Ascomycota, Pichiomycetes, Serinales, Debaryomycetaceae. Gene Ontology annotation, molecular function: GTP cyclohydrolase I activity; zinc ion binding; GTP binding. Bases 1 to 780 code for a protein of 259 amino acids.
AUGUCUCACUCCCACGCCCCCCACGACGCCGGCGCUGCCAACGGCGUCAGCCAGCCGAUACCCGUGGUGGCGAAAAGAGCCCGCAUCGCCGACGACGCCUCGCGCACCGCCCGCUCGCUGCUGCCGUUGACGCUUGCCCCGCCCAUUGACAACGACGGCUUGCUGUGGCCGCUGGUGGGCACGCGGACCCGGCUCACCCAGCUGCCGCAAGAGGCUAAAGCCCGUGAGGAACGCAUCGCCGAAGCGGUAAAGACGAUUUUGGUCGAGUUGGGCGAGGAUCCGUCGCGUGAAGGCCUUCUCGAAACUCCUGACCGCUACGCUAAAGCGAUGCUUUAUUUCACUAAAGGGUACGAGGAAAACAUCAAGGACGUGAUCAAAAAGGCCGUGUUCGAAGAGGACCACGACGAAAUGGUGAUUGUGCGUGAUAUCGAAAUCUAUUCGUUAUGCGAACACCACUUGGUGCCGUUUUUCGGUAAGUGCCACAUCGGCUACAUCCCCAACAAACGGGUGUUGGGCCUCUCGAAAUUGGCCCGGUUGGCGGAGAUGUACCUGCGCCGGUUCCAGGUGCAAGAGCGGUUGACGAAGCAGAUCGCGAUGGCGCUCGCCGACGUGCUCAAGCCGCGAGGGGUGGCGGUGGUGAUCGAGGCGCUGCACAUGUGUAUGGUGUCUCGCGGGGUGCAGAAGCUGGGGUCGUGCACCACCACCAGUUGUAUGUUGGGGUGCUUCCGCGACAAGCAGAAGACCCGCGAGGAGUUCUUGACGUUGCUUGGGCGCAAGUGA